AUGGCCGACUCCGCCGUUGCAGAGCCUCCUCAGGCCGCAGAGUCUACUCCGAUCUCCAACCCGGACGAAACGACCACCGCACAAGACGAAACUACUCUCGAUACCACACAACAGAAUGAGACGGGCGAAACGGCCCUCGUCACCCAACAAACAGAGGUGUCCGCCGAGACGGACGCCAGCGCGCCGAAGAAGAAGAAAAUCAUUCGUCGCAAGAAGCGCCCAGCCCGGCCACAGGUCGAUCCCGCCACAAUCAAAUCCGAGAAGCCCCAGCAGACGGGCACGGUAUUCAACAUCUGGUACAACAAAUGGUCGGGCGGCGACCGCGAAGACAAAUAUCUGAGCAAGACCCACGCGCAGGGCCGGUGCAAUGUCGCAAAGGAUAGCGGAUACACGCGCGCCGACCGGGUCACGGGCUCUUACUUCUGUCUGUUCUUCGCCCGCGGUAUCUGUCCGCGUGGACAUGAGUGCGAAUAUCUCCACCGGCUACCCACGAUCCAUGACGUCUUCAGCCCUAACGUAGAUUGCUUUGGCCGAGAAAAGUUCUCCGACUACCGCGACGACAUGGGCGGAGUCGGCUCCUUCCUGCGCCAAAACUCGACCCUCUACGUCGGCCGCAUCCACGUGACAGACGACAUCGAGGAGGUCGUCGCGCGCCACUUCGCGGAAUGGGGCGAGAUCGAGCGGAUCCGUGUGCUGACGGCGCGCGGCGUCGCGUUCGUGACAUACUCGAACCUAGCGAAUGCCGAGUUCGCCAAGGAAGCCAUGGCGCACCAGAGUUUGGACCACAACGAGAUUCUCAACGUUCGCUGGGCGACGGUUGAUCCGAACCCGCUGGCGCAGAAGCGCGAGGCGCGACGGCUGGAAGAGCGGGCCGCCGAGGCCGUGCGGAGGGCGUUGCCGGCGGAGUUUGUGGCCGAGCUGGAGGGGCGGGACCCCGAGGCUCGCAAGAAGAAGAAAAUCGAGGGCAGUUUCGGGCUGCAGGGGUACGAUGUGCCCGAUGAGGUGUGGUACACGCGGACGAAGCAGUUGGAGGAUUCUGAGAAAGCCGGACAGGCACAGCUUGACGCUCCGGGCCAGCGUCUUAUGAUUGAACCUGCGUCGUCAUCGACAGCGACGGCGCCUGCAGAACCCGAGAGUGGUGGUAUCUUUUCUAGUUCUACUGUUGCGGCGCUUAGAGGACUGGCGGGUGGGAACGUCACGACGCAAGCUGCGCCCAAACCUGCAGGAGGUCCUUUAGUGGGCUACGGAAGUGAUGACGAGAGUGAUUAG
This is a messenger RNA of Aspergillus terreus NIH2624, 1269 nucleotides long. RefSeq names its product active spliceosome conformation promoter CWC2 (gene cwc2). Lineage: Eukaryota; Fungi; Ascomycota; Eurotiomycetes; Eurotiales; Aspergillaceae. Gene Ontology annotation, molecular function: U6 snRNA binding; pre-mRNA binding; metal ion binding. The coding region runs from base 1 to 1269 and encodes 422 amino acids. The transcript is spliced from 3 exons. Gene Ontology annotation, cellular component: U2-type catalytic step 1 spliceosome; Prp19 complex; U2-type catalytic step 2 spliceosome. The record is from RefSeq and is a predicted model, not a curated record.